This is a messenger RNA of Metarhizium brunneum ARSEF 3297, 2025 nucleotides long. It is a transcript of the gene res2, whose product is annotated as Cell division cycle-related protein res2/pct1. Gene Ontology annotation, cellular component: SBF transcription complex; MBF transcription complex. The record is from RefSeq and is a predicted model, not a curated record. Gene Ontology annotation, molecular function: transcription regulator activity; protein binding; DNA binding. Lineage: Eukaryota; Fungi; Ascomycota; Sordariomycetes; Hypocreales; Clavicipitaceae.
AUGGUCAAAGCCGGCGUUGCUGCGGUCAGUGCCGGUCCGGGCAUCUACAGUGCUACCUACAGUGGUAUUCCCGUCUAUGAAUUCCAAUUCGGAGCCGACUUGAAGGAACAUGUGAUGCGACGAAGACAUGAUGACUGGAUCAAUGCGACACACAUCCUAAAGGCUGCCGGCUUCGAUAAACCAGCACGAACCAGAAUCUUGGAACGAGACGUACAAAAGGACGUCCAUGAAAAGAUUCAAGGUGGAUACGGCAAAUAUCAAGGGACCUGGAUCCCCCUCGAUUCUGGCGAGGCCCUCGCCCAACGUCACAGCAUUUACGACCGACUACGACUCAUCUUUGAAUUUGUCCCUGGAAACGAGAGUCCCCCGCCAGCACCCAGACAUGCAACCAAACCGAAGGCAUCCAAAGCCAAGCCGGCGCAGCCUCCACCGCCUCCGAAAUGGGGUGCGGGCGCUGUCAUGGCACGUCAUGAAGAGUUUGACAAUGGAGACACUCUGAUGGGGGAGGACGAUACACCAGACAACUUGACUGUAGCAUCAGCAUCCUACAUGGCAGACGACGAUCAUUUCGACAUGUCCCACAUGCCAACGAGUCACAGAAAACGAAAGAGGGAAGAGCACAUGCAAGACCUCACGGAACAGCAACAUGCGGUGUACGGGGACGAGCUCCUGGACUAUUUUUUGCUCUCUAGGAACGAGCAGCCUGCUGUCAAACCAGACCCGCCGCCGAACUUCCAACCAGACUGGCUCAUCGACGCUGAAAACCACACUGCUCUGCACUGGGCAUCUGCCAUGGGUGAUGUCGACGUCAUCAAGCAGCUGAAGCGUUUCAAUUCAAAUAUCGCAGUAAAGAACAUACGCGGGGAAACUCCAUUUAUGCGGUCUGUCAACUUUACAAACUGUUACGAAAAACAAUCAUUUCCUGCGGUGCUAAAGGAGCUAUUCGAAACGGUAGACUCCAGAGACAACUCCGGCUGCACAGUGAUUCAUCACGCUGCCGUGAUGAAGAAUGGCAGAGUCUUUAGCCCGUCUUGUUCACGGUACUACUUGGAUCUCAUUCUGAACCGGCUGCAGGAAAACGUGGAUCCCUCCACCUUCCAACAAAUGCUGGACGUACAGGACAAUGAAGGCAACACGGCACUGCAUCUCGCUGCCCAGAGAAACGCUCGCAAAUGUAUCCGCGCACUCCUCGGCCGCAAUGCAUCGACAGAUAUUGCCAACAACGAGGGAAUCCGAGCAGAAGACUUGAUUAUGGAGCUCAAUGCUGCCAAGAAGGAGCGUGGGCCGCAAAGGUCGUCCUCGCCAUUUGCACCCGACUCGCAGAGGCACGCCUCAUUCCGAGACGCCUUUGCCGACAACAAGAAGAAGCCACCGACAUCUUUCCAGUCGGCAGCCGCAACAACAGUGCAGUCACGGAUUGCGCCGCUGCUCAUGGAAAAGUUUCAAGACCUGGCCAAGAGCUAUGAUGACGAAUGGCACGAGAAGGACGUGGCGGAAGCCGAGGCGCGGCGCAUUCUGGCAAACACGCAGGCGGACCUGCACGCGACGCACCAGCAAAUUGCCGAGCUGGAGGCGCAACUCGAGACGGAUGAUGAGGCUACCAAGAUUAUGGGCGAGGCAAACAGAUGCAAACAUCAAGUAUUAUCUCUGAUUACGCACCAGAGCAGACUCCAUAUACAUCAAGCGGUGGAAAGCGACAUGAACAGAGUCAAUGGCGAUAACGGCGAAAACGACUCGUACGACGAGAGGCUGGCUCUCGCUCGUCAACUCAAUUCACUAAUCGGCGAGCUACGACAGGCAGAAAACGACUAUGUGGACGCUCUGAGCAUGGUGGGGACGGGGGACAAGAUUGAAAAGUAUAGAAAGCUGCUCAAGAGAUGCCUGGAUCAGAAGGACGGCGAGAUGCUAGAUUCAAACCUCGACAAUCUCAUCGAAAUGAUGGAGGAAGAAAGAGACGUGAAUGACGUGGAUGGCGCGAUGGUAUCGGCAGGCGACCCCAUGGACUUUGGUGUCAGCGGCGUAUAG